This is a messenger RNA of Galdieria sulphuraria, 529 nucleotides long. Its product is annotated as 60S ribosomal protein L23Ae. The record is from RefSeq and is a predicted model, not a curated record. Lineage: Eukaryota; Rhodophyta; Bangiophyceae; Galdieriales; Galdieriaceae. The transcript is spliced from 3 exons. Gene Ontology annotation, molecular function: rRNA binding; structural constituent of ribosome. Gene Ontology annotation, biological process: ribosomal large subunit assembly; translation. The coding region runs from base 32 to 472 and encodes 146 amino acids. Gene Ontology annotation, cellular component: cytosolic large ribosomal subunit; ribosome.
UUCGAUUAGGUCAACGGCGUCGUCGUUUACAAUGCCUAAAGGCAAAAAAGUAGUGGAAAAGGCUCAAAAAGCCGCUACUGCUGUGAAAAGUGGUCUGAAGAAAAGGAGAGUUCAUAAAAUCAGAACAAAUGUUCACUUCCACCGACCGCAUACUUUAAGAUUACCUAGACGACCUAAGUAUCCGCGCAAGUCAUUUCCUAAAAAGCCAGCUUUGGAUCAGUUUAAAGUUAUCCGCUUUCCUCUAACAACAGAGUCGGCAAUGAAGAAAAUAGAGGACCAUAACACUUUAGUAUUCUUAUGUGAUGUGAGAGCAUCAAAGCCACAAAUACGCGACGCAGUAAAAAAAAUGUACAACAUUGUGGCAGACAAAGUCAAUACUUUAGUUAGACCGGAUGGACAGAAAAAGGCUUACGUAAGGCUCACCAAAGACUAUGACGCACUGGAUGUUGCUAGUAAGAUUGGCAUAAUCUAAAUCUAUAAAUCGCUGUUAUCUACAGGAAAUGGGGCUUUGUCCAGUGUAUUGUAUUGC